AAAGGAAAUUUUCUCUCAUUUUCUCAACUUGCCUGCGCCGUCCACGGAAAAACCCUAGUGAGACUUCCACUCCAAUCCGCCGGAAAUUACAUAAGACCACCGAAUCGCCGACGUCAUCGACGCAAAACCCAGCCAACACAGACUUAUCCACGCCGUUUGCAAGUUUUUAGACUCAAAGGACGACCAACUCGAAUCUCUAACCCUACCUUCCAAACCGACGUCGCCGGCACAAACCCUAACCGACGAACGCUUUGCCACGGUCACCAGAAACUAUUCGACUGAAUCCACCACGGAAUAGAUUCGCAAACCCUAGCCCCAAUUCACGGCGUUCAGAAGCAACUCAAUUAGAUCGAAGUCGGUUUUGAUUUCAGAGUCGGAGAAAUAAUGGAAGGCAUUAGACGAUUCAAUGGUCUGUUAGAUGGUUUGGGUCCACGGUUUGAAGAUUGGUGAGGAACUGGGGUGCUUCCUGUUGAUGCUGAACAACACCCUCCGAAUAUUCCCGGAUGCAAGACACCGUUUAGGCUUCUUCCUACUGGAACGCGGCCCACGACUAACCAAUGCUGAGAUGACCAACUUAUAGAAGCUUGCUAAGUCGCUUCCUUGCCACUUUGCCCUUGGUUACUCAAAGAGAAGUAAAAAAUGGAAAGAAAAAGGAAGAGCAGGUGGAUAUCUCAUUGUAACACCCCGAGUUUUCAUGCACGAAUUUUUAGAGUAUAAAAAAAAUUUGGACGAAGAGAUAUUUGGAAUCAAAGUGCAAAUAAAUUUACUUCAAGGAUAAAAGUAAAUGAAAUACUCUUAUUAGAAAAUUUUGGAACAUAUAUGAGAGCAGUAAAAUACAAAACAAGCUACACAAUUGGAUGAAUGAAGCUACAAGUAAGGUUCCUAUUCAAGCAUAGGAGACCCUUCCAAGGAGGGGAAUGAAGUAGUAGCUAAUCCUACUCUAUUGGAAUUGUAGUAGCAAAAACUUAGAUAAAAGUUAAGGUUGCUUUGGUCAAAGGAGCUACAAUAGGAGAUCUUCUACCCCUCCUCAAUCUUCUCUCCAUCUUUCUCGAAAAUAUGGCCCCAUGUAGCUCCAAGGAGCAGCCACCUCACCUACAAAAAAUUACACCAAAAAGGGUGUCAAAUUUUUAACACAUAAGAAAGGGAAGAAGAGAGACAAGCUCAAUUAAGAUAGUAGGAGUAAUAGGCAGCCAAGAGGCUGCGGUUUUCAGCUGUGAGGACAGCCAUAGUUGACCACUCUCAACUUACACCAAAUGGGAAUCAAGACCAACUGCCACCAAGUAAGAGGAGCCAAACACAAGCCAAAAACUGAUACAAAGAAUUUCCCCUAUCGAGACUCAAGGAAAAGUCAAGGAAAGACUUCCUCCCCUCAAGAAUUUCACCAAAAUAGUAUAAACAACAUGACUAUGAAGCUUAGAAAGAGAGCUGAGCUUAUAACCAAAAUUAGGAGCUCAAUGCCCAAGAUUCUGCCACAAGAGGCCAAGGCAUUUUGCCUAUAAAUACCAUCGCCUCCCUCCCCACUCCACACUCAGUUUUCCUGCCAAAUUCUCGCAAGGCAAGGGAGUGCGACGGAGUGAAGGGCGACGGAGUGAGGAGCGACGGCAGUCAAGGGGCAGCCAAGGACCAAAGGGAAUCACCGAGCAAGGUAAUCCCCUCGACAACACCCUCUUUUGCAUCAUAUAGAAUGGUCGGAUAGCACAAGAACAUAGAACUCCUCAUAAGGAUCCCUACAACAAGUAUGAAAAUAGAACAGUAGCAAAUCCACCAAGUAUUCCCCAGUGAACAUAUGCAGAACCAAAGCUACAGUGAGCCAAUGCUCCCAAAUGCAUAUGUAAAGUCAUAACACAUAGCCAAGAAUCCCAAUACCACAAAGCUACUGCCCAACUUCCCCUCAAAGCACAAAAAUCACAAGAACAAGGAUUUGAGAUAACAAAGCAAUACCAAGCUGAUGCAUAACUCGAUAAUUGACGAGUAAAUGGGGGAAAGGGGGAAGGGACUUAGCUUCUGGACUGAGAGGCCGCCGGGCGGCAGCGCGCGAGACGGAGGUGGUGCGGAGCGAGGAGGACUCCCCGCUAGACUCCAGCGACCGCGAAGCUCCGGAAACUUCCGUGGAGAAAUUUCAGGCCGCGGCUGAGGAAGAGGGAGGGAGGCGACGCCUCCUCUCCACUGCUGACUCGCCGAGAGAGAGAGCACUCGUUGGAGGACGUUCAACGGAGGGAGCGGGCGUGAGCGGCGGAGAGCCGUGAGAGAGAAGGGAGACGUCGCUGCUCCUCCAUCUCUAAUUUUAGGGAUUUCAUUUGGAAAUUGGAAACUUGGGAGAUUUCCGGAACGAAGAGAAAAGGAGAGAGGAUGGGCGAAUUAGAGAGGGACUACGCCGGUAGAUCUCCGGCGAAGCCGGACGGCGAGAGAGCGCGAUGGGGGAGGCGCUGCUGUUCUUCCUCUUCAAUUUCAGGAUUUGGGAGAAAUAAUGGGGGAGAGAUAGUUCACGAUGGCAGCAAGGGAGUAUUUUGGACCCCAAGAGUUGGGCUUUGUUGGAAUUAAUUAGUUGGGCCACCUUAUUUGUUUUAGUUGGGCCAUUCCAUUAAUAAAGUGACUUGGGCCAAGAUUUAAUAAAAGAAAGAGAGGGGAGAAUGGACCUUAUUUAUUUAAGUUGGGGCCUUUUGAGAGGAGAAUGGGCCGAAAAUAAAUUAGGAAGAAUGGGUUGUUCCCAAUUAAAAAGGUUUUGGGCCAUGAGAUUUUAUUGGAAUGGGCUACUUAAUUUAAUUAGUGAAUUUGGGAGAUUAUUUCGUGGAGGGAAAUUAAUUUAAGAAAUUGAGCUUGGAGCUUAAUUAAAUUAGUUUCCGGAUAAUUUAUUCCAAGGAAGGAAGAUAUUAUAAUUUGGGAAGCGAGGGUCGACCGGCGUCGCCCCGCCACGCCAUGGGCGGCCUUAAGAGAUCUUAAGAAGCCUUAAGAAAAAUCCGAAGAAGAAGGAAAUUAAGGAGGGAUUUUAAGAAUCCAUAUUUAUUGAGAAAAUAGAAUUUCUCCAAAAGAAGUAAAGAAAAUAAUUAAGUGCUGCAGAACAGUGAAGCCAAGUUAGGAUUUAAAGAGAAAACCUAUAAGCCGAGACUAAGAGAUAGAUGUUAUCCUGUAGGAUGCAUGCAUUCUUUUUCAGAGAAAUAGUUCAAGUGCUAAUUAGCGUGUUACGCUAUUUAUUUUCAAGGGAGAAAAUAUUCAAGGGCAAGUGAGGCCUAACGAAGAAUUUAAUUGAAGAUAAGCAUACGAGGUGGGCUUUCGUAACUAAGUAUUUUACGAGCUUUCUAUUUAAGAUAUGAUUGUGGGCUUUCUUUUAAUAUCCAGCACUAUAGUGUGGAUAUAAAGCAAAUGUUUUGAAGUUAUAAAAUACCUUUUCUAAAAAAUGGAGAUGUGAUCAUUUCUUUUAAAGUCGUUGUCAUGCCAUAAAAUAUUUGUUUUCGAGACCUGUCUGUGAGGGCUAUACGCCGAAAGUUUGGCGGUGCCAAACAUUUGGUAAUGAACUUGGUUUCCAAUAGGACCGCAAAUCCUAUUCGGAGUUACGUGCGCGAGCGCGAGAGUUUGGCGAUGCCAAACAUUUGGUAAUGAACUUGGUUUCCAAUAGGACCGAAAAUCCUAUUCGGAGUUACGUGCGCGAGGGCUGUGAGCCAUUUUCCAAUAGGACCGAAAAUCCUAUUCGGAGUUACGUGCGCGAGCGCUGUGAGCCAUCCUAGAGAGAGGCUGACCGGCGAGGGUGCUUGUGAAGGCGGCCACCUUCACGGCCCACUGGAUUCUCAGACAUGGAGGAAUACAUCAAGAACUUAGAUUGAAAUCGGACUUUUAAGAUCACAAAAGAAUUUAGUAUGCUCGGGCCUUUUAAGAAAACCCCCGUGUGAUACUGUUGAUGGAUGACAACUUAUAUUGUAUGUUUUGUUUUUGGCAAGUGCCCACUGAGUACUCCUGUACUCAGCCCUGCAUGUAUUUAUAAAUGUGCAGAUUAAGCAAUAGGGUGGAAGCGUGCUGAUCAGAGUCGAUGCUACUUAAGUAAAUAAGUGUGGAUCUCUCGACGCUUCGUGUCUUCAUACGCGAAGUCGUUUUCUGGACUUUUUCCGCUGCAGUUUGUUAAGAGAGUAUAGUGAACUCUCAUCAUCGAAACUCUGAUUCAUUUUGAUGAAAUGCCAUUGUUAUUCAAAUCCUUGUAAUCGAAUACUUGGAUCUUAUCUAUCAUAUAUUGUUUGACUUUUCAAUGUGCAAGUUCUAUCUUCAUUUCUUCCAUAUUUCUUUAAAUCCCUUUAUUAGUUGCGAUUUAUCCGCUUUUGCUAUCCUUGGCAAAGUACGGUCGUGACAGAGUGGUAUCAGAGCCUCAGUUCUUUUCUGCUCUGAGAUCCAAAUACUCCUUUCAGUCAUGGUCUAGACUUGUUCGCUAGACUAAACCAAGUAGCCGACGAGAUCAGCACUCCAGCCCGACGUGUUCGACAUAAUUUUGAGAAAACAGUUUCUUGGGGUGUCUUGAGGACCAAGUGAAAACUUUUUGAAAAAAAAAAAAAAAAAUUCAGUGACAAGAGUAAUGUUUUUGCGAAAUCUUUUCAUAACUCGAACUGUAGGACUCGAACGAAUUCUUACUACCGCUUCCCUGAGCGAUGAUUAUAAACAAUACUAGAUACGUUAGUAAGAAAGGACGUGAUGUGCGGCGAGCAAUACUAGAUACGUUAGUAAGAAAGGACGUGAUGUGCGGCGACAAGACAUAACACCUAAGAAGGACCAACGCCCGAUGCAGGAAGCAUGAGAGGGCAGAGGUCGAGGAAGAGAGAAUGAGGAACAGUGCUGUAAGGGAAUAGCACACGGUAAAUCCUCGCCCAACCGAACUGCAUUACCAUGCUUGGGAGAUCGUUAAUCCUACCGCGUCACACGAAUCUUGUAGAACGACGGUUUAAGAAAAAUGGACUUAGCUUACGAUGAAUUUUAGAUCACUUCUUGUAGUGGCUUUAGUAGACGACUUUCCCUACUUAGACGUUCGCGACUCGAUCCUUAAGCUUUAGAUCACAAGUUGACCGCAACUCGGACUACGAUGAUGGUUUUGAUGGAAGCCCUGGGCUGACCUCCCAAAAAAACUCUGAUGGUGAAUUAUGGAGAAGUGAAAGUUAUACCAAAAGAAAUGCACUAGAAUACGAAUUCGUUCAGAUUAGUCUUUAUGCCUCAUAGUGAAUCGUGCUUUGGUUAGCACGUAAGACCCGAAACGUGAUGUGGAAAACAACUAAGUGCUUUUGGUGAUGUGUUGCAGUAUGAAAUCUUAUGACGCGUACUUGGGAAUACGAUGUGGGAAAUCCUUGUAAGAGUCCUCCUGAGGCAAUUUUGUUUGAUAUAAUGAUAUACUAACCUUCAGUAGCUAUGAAAAUCGUGUGCCUCGAUAAAGUUGUUGUGUUCUAGUUUCUAGUUUGUUGAUGAGUUUGUCCGUUCCGCACCGGCAUAGUGCUUAAUGGUAAAACCGUGCUUAAUGUAUUAGUAUGCUACCCGAAAGAGUUGCAAGACCCGUAGGCCGAGGCCACGAAAUGAUACUAGCAUUCGAGAGAGGGAGUCCUGAAUGGUGGCGCGAUGUGACACUACCGCCACCGCCCCAACCACAAGAUCGUCGGAUCGAGGAACUUUUCCUAAAGCAGUGUCCGCCGGUAUUCAAUGGUUUGGGAGACCCGAAAGAAGCUGAGACUUGGGUCAAGGCACUAGAACGCCUAUUUGACUUCCUACGUUUCCCGGACAAAGACCGACUGAGAUGUGCAUCAUUCCAGCUGACUGAAUCUGCGGAUUUGUGGUGGGAAGCGAGAAAGAAAACAAUAACUCUAGGACAAUUGGAGGGGACUACUUGGGAACAAUUCAAGACUGAGUUUUAUAAUAAGUAUGUUCCCCUGAACUAUCGAAGGGAAAAGGAAGUGGAAUUCUGUAACUUGAGACAAGGACCGAUGUCCGUGACAGACUACGAUCGGUUGCUCUGCGAUAUGUCCAAAUAUGCACCGGAGCAGGUGGAUACUGAUGAGAAAAUGGCUAGGAAAUUUCGUGCCGGUCUGAGGCACGAAAUUCGAAUGGCGUUGGUUCGCCACGGGAGGUUGACAUACCCUGAAUCGCUAAGAGAAGCACUAUAUGUUGAAUCUACUUUAGCAAAGGAGGAACCUGCACCGGUCACCACUACCGCAUUCCGCCAAGUCCAGGCUCAAGCACCUAGGAACAAGAAACAGUUGAAUGGACAACUGACUCAACUCGGGCCCAAGAAAGCUCGGCUAAAACAGAACAAGCCACGAGGGUUCGGGAGGCAAACGACCCCCAAAACAGUCAGGAAAUAUCAACAAGAACCCCCCGUUUGCCCAGAGUGCAAUAGAACGCACUAUGGGAUAUGCAAGGCGGGAACAGGAGCUUGCUUUGCAUGUGGGCAGAGCGGACAUUUUAAGAAACAUUGUCCGACAAAACCCCUGGAAAUCGGGACGAGGUCACACCCGACAAUUCAGUCAGAACUGCGGACACCACACACACAACUUGGAGCAAAUCCACAAGUGCCACCGCCAAAUUAUCAGCAGCCGCAAGGUCUCCUGUCACAGGCUCGAGAGUAUGUCCUAACGCAGGAACGGCUAGAGGGGAACCAAGGAAACCUAGCAGGUAUGGACGUUCCCUCGACUUACCAAUUAUCAUACUGUUGGAUACAAGUUUUUAUGCCCAUCUCAUAACCGCAUUUUGAGUAGACACUUUAGAUAUCCACCGAUCAAGCUGAACAUAGGAUAAAGGUGUCCUCACCAUAGUAGGCCUUAUAAAUAGUACGAAAAUUUGCUUGAACAUAGAAUUCACCGAGAAAGACUCCAAGUUAAGGGUUCACAAUUUCGAAACGUUGCCAUAAUACUAGAAAUGGACUGGCUGGCGGAAGACCACGCCACUGACGAAAAUCUAUAAUCUCGAUGCUUUAAGUCGUUAAAUGAUUAGAGAAAGACAAAUGGGAACUUGAAAAUGGUAGACAUCGCCGUAAAUUCCAGAUAUGCCACCGAUAAUACCACGGUACAGACAAGUGGAAUCCAAGAUAACACCUAGAACCCGGAUCCGCCUCGAUAACAAGAGCACCUUACCAAAUACCAGUUGCACUUAAAGGUCUAAUGAAUCAUGAUUUUAACCGGCGCUUGAAAAAGAACCUAUUCUAGCUUUGUGUGACAGAUUCGUGUAUCUGAAGGACGCAAGAAAACACUAAGGACAAUAGAGGACUACGCUAGAAACAUUAAGAGCCGAGUAGCUCUAUGCUAAGAUUAGCAAGUUUUGAGUUCAGGCUUAACGAAGCAAAUUUCCUCGAACACAUGGUAGCAACGGAAAGGAAUCCGAGUAGAACCACAGUAACAGACCACUGUAGGAGGCUAUCAAAGGAUCCUCUGAAAUUGCGAUGACAAUGACUCAAAAGCUCGAGAAAAGGGUCGAGAUUUCACGACUCCCUGAGCAAAGUGAGCUUGUAACUACUAGAAGAGAAGAUAACUAUGGUGCUAGCACUAGUUACCGCAAAACUCGAAAUAGCUACAUCGUCGGCACCGACGCACUGAAGGGGUUGGCCUGGCCAUGGCUAGACGCGGAAGGGGCAGAGAGAUCAAUUAUGCAUCAUGGCAGCUCAGGCCGCAUAAGCUGAAAUACCCAACGCAUGAUCUAGAAGGGGCUGGCAUAAUCUACAUACGAAAGGAUUUAGGCAUACGAUAGAUUGAAUGUCUAAAGUUAGCGAAAGACUGCGACUGUAGCGUAAAUCACUAUCCGAGCAAGCCUAACGUAGUGGCCAAUACGCUGAACCACGAAACUCAAACAUGGUUAGCAGCCUUAAAAGGGAAGAGGAAUACUGCAAGAACUUGAUAGAUUGAGCCUAGAGGUAGAGCGAGCGCCCGAGAAGGUGGGAGAGAGAAUUUCCACUUGGGUAGAAGUGCCAACCUCAGGAUCAAGAUCGUAAACGCACAAAAACAGAGUAUGACAGUAGAAGGUUAUACCUGAAAGUAAAAGCGAACGACCGAAGGAGUCACCACAAGGAACUGUGGGAAGAUCUCACAUUCGAAUGUAGGUCGUGUGUGGCAGAACAGUAAGAGCUCAAAGAUGAGAUCACAGGAAAAGCCACGACACCAAGUCAUCAUGGGAGUACCAAGAUGUGUUAGAAUCGGGAGAAGAAAUCCCGGGGGCAAAGGAUUAAGAAAGAUAUAACAAUGGUUGUACGAGGAUAACACAAGCUGGGUGACAGUCGAUCGCCUCACUGUGCAUACUAACUUUGUGACAAUCAGACAAGUUAGUUGAGUUAUACACAUCUUCGUAAAAUACCAGUAAUUUUCACAUUAGACCAAAACGACAGAUCUACGACUAGAUUUUAGAAGAAUCUACAAGAUUGGUUUCAAGGAUUUAUUACCACCGAUAAGGUGAUGAAGUGUCAAAGCGGGUGUAGGAAACGCUCGAAGACACGAUCGAGAGCCAAGGUGCUCGGUAUAGAAGGACAAUUGGGAACAAGUUUUUACCAGAGAUGAAGUCCGUUCAUAACGAGAGCUACUAGGCAAAUAGUGAAAUAGUACCGUACGAAGCCUCACACAGAGAGGAGCUUAGACGACCCUCUAUAGAACGAGGCCAGUGAGAAAAAAGUAUUGGACCCAGAUUUCUAUUACGGAGGUGAUAGAAAUUUCUCAAGAAUCCUAGAUGAAAGAAAGGGGCUAGGACGGAUGGAAGUCCCGCAGUGAUGUCAGACUCAUAGUUUAACAAGAAAAAGCAAGGUUAAUUGAAGACUGUCUCCCUCAAAGAGAUAAUUGGAUUCGAAGUCAAGGGAAACUUCGACCGCAAUAUAUAGGGUCUAGUGAGAUGCUCGAGAGGAGAUAGUCAUAAAUAUGGACAAGGAAUUGCAAGGGAAGUCAAAACAUUUCAAAGAAUACAAUAAUGGAGAAGUAAGUGUUAUUUUGGAUGAAGGUGUUAGAGAAACACCAUGGAGGAAAUAAGGGGCAAUGCGGAGGAGGAAUAUCUUGAAGCAUGCAAGUAGAGCAGCACAAAUUUCGGGACGAAAUUUUUGUUAAGGUGGGUAGAAUGUAACACCCCGAGUUUUCAUGCACGAAUUUUUAGAGUAUAAAAAAAAUUUGGACGAAGAGAUAUUUGGAAUCAAAGUGCAAAUAAAUUUACUUCAAGGAUAAAAGUAAAUGAAAUACUCUUAUUAGAAAAUUUUGGAACAUAUAUGAGAGCAGUAAAAUACAAAACAAGCUACACAAUUGGAUGAAUGAAGCUACAAGUAAGGUUCCUAUUCAAGCAUAGGAGACCCUUCCAAGGAGGGGAAUGAAGUAGUAGCUAAUCCUACUCUAUUGGAAUUGUAGUAGCAAAAACUUAGAUAAAAGUUAAGGUUGCUUUGGUCAAAGGAGCUACAAUAGGAGAUCUUCUACCCCUCCUCAAUCUUCUCUCCAUCUUUCUCGAAAAUAUGGCCCCAUGUAGCUCCAAGGAGCAGCCACCUCACCUACAAAAAAUUACACCAAAAAGGGUGUCAAAUUUUUAACACAUAAGAAAGGGAAGAAGAGAGACAAGCUCAAUUAAGAUAGUAGGAGUAAUAGGCAGCCAAGAGGCUGCGGUUUUCAGCUGUGAGGACAGCCAUAGUUGACCACUCUCAACUUACACCAAAUGGGAAUCAAGACCAACUGCCACCAAGUAAGAGGAGCCAAACACAAGCCAAAAACUGAUACAAAGAAUUUCCCCUAUCGAGACUCAAGGAAAAGUCAAGGAAAGACUUCCUCCCCUCAAGAAUUUCACCAAAAUAGUAUAAACAACAUGACUAUGAAGCUUAGAAAGAGAGCUGAGCUUAUAACCAAAAUUAGGAGCUCAAUGCCCAAGAUUCUGCCACAAGAGGCCAAGGCAUUUUGCCUAUAAAUACCAUCGCCUCCCUCCCCACUCCACACUCAGUUUUCCUGCCAAAUUCUCGCAAGGCAAGGGAGUGCGACGGAGUGAAGGGCGACGGAGUGAGGAGCGACGGCAGUCAAGGGGCAGCCAAGGACCAAAGGGAAUCACCGAGCAAGGUAAUCCCCUCGACAACACCCUCUUUUGCAUCAUAUAGAAUGGUCGGAUAGCACAAGAACAUAGAACUCCUCAUAAGGAUCCCUACAACAAGUAUGAAAAUAGAACAGUAGCAAAUCCACCAAGUAUUCCCCAGUGAACAUAUGCAGAACCAAAGCUACAGUGAGCCAAUGCUCCCAAAUGCAUAUGUAAAGUCAUAACACAUAGCCAAGAAUCCCAAUACCACAAAGCUACUGCCCAACUUCCCCUCAAAGCACAAAAAUCACAAGAACAAGGAUUUGAGAUAACAAAGCAAUACCAAGCUGAUGCAUAACUCGAUAAUUGACGAGUAAAUGGGGGAAAGGGGGAAGGGACUUAGCUUCUGGACUGAGAGGCCGCCGGGCGGCAGCGCGCGAGACGGAGGUGGUGCGGAGCGAGGAGGACUCCCCGCUAGACUCCAGCGACCGCGAAGCUCCGGAAACUUCCGUGGAGAAAUUUCAGGCCGCGGCUGAGGAAGAGGGAGGGAGGCGACGCCUCCUCUCCACUGCUGACUCGCCGAGAGAGAGAGCACUCGUUGGAGGACGUUCAACGGAGGGAGCGGGCGUGAGCGGCGGAGAGCCGUGAGAGAGAAGGGAGACGUCGCUGCUCCUCCAUCUCUAAUUUUAGGGAUUUCAUUUGGAAAUUGGAAACUUGGGAGAUUUCCGGAACGAAGAGAAAAGGAGAGAGGAUGGGCGAAUUAGAGAGGGACUACGCCGGUAGAUCUCCGGCGAAGCCGGACGGCGAGAGAGCGCGAUGGGGGAGGCGCUGCUGUUCUUCCUCUUCAAUUUCAGGAUUUGGGAGAAAUAAUGGGGGAGAGAUAGUUCACGAUGGCAGCAAGGGAGUAUUUUGGACCCCAAGAGUUGGGCUUUGUUGGAAUUAAUUAGUUGGGCCACCUUAUUUGUUUUAGUUGGGCCAUUCCAUUAAUAAAGUGACUUGGGCCAAGAUUUAAUAAAAGAAAGAGAGGGGAGAAUGGACCUUAUUUAUUUAAGUUGGGGCCUUUUGAGAGGAGAAUGGGCCGAAAAUAAAUUAGGAAGAAUGGGUUGUUCCCAAUUAAAAAGGUUUUGGGCCAUGAGAUUUUAUUGGAAUGGGCUACUUAAUUUAAUUAGUGAAUUUGGGAGAUUAUUUCGUGGAGGGAAAUUAAUUUAAGAAAUUGAGCUUGGAGCUUAAUUAAAUUAGUUUCCGGAUAAUUUAUUCCAAGGAAGGAAGAUAUUAUAAUUUGGGAAGCGAGGGUCGACCGGCGUCGCCCCGCCACGCCAUGGGCGGCCUUAAGAGAUCUUAAGAAGCCUUAAGAAAAAUCCGAAGAAGAAGGAAAUUAAGGAGGGAUUUUAAGAAUCCAUAUUUAUUGAGAAAAUAGAAUUUCUCCAAAAGAAGUAAAGAAAAUAAUUAAGUGCUGCAGAACAGUGAAGCCAAGUUAGGAUUUAAAGAGAAAACCUAUAAGCCGAGACUAAGAGAUAGAUGCUAUCCUGUAGGAUGCAUGCAUUCUUUUUCAGAGAAAUAGUUCAAGUGCUAAUUAGCGUGUUACGCUAUUUAUUUUCAAGGGAGAAAAUAUUCAAGGGCAAGUGAGGCCUAACGAAGAAUUUAAUUGAAGAUAAGCAUACGAGGUGGGCUUUCGUAACUAAGUAUUUUACGAGCUUUCUAUUUAAGAUAUGAUUGUGGGCUUUCUUUUAAUAUCCAGCACUAUAGUGUGGAUAUAAAGCAAAUGUUUUGAAGUUAUAAAAUACCUUUUCUCAAAAAUGGAGAUGUGAUCAUUUCUUUUAAAGUCGUUGUCAUGCCAUAAAAUAUUUGUUUUCGAGACCUGUCUGUGAGGGCUAUACGCCGAAAGUUUGGCGGUGCCAAACAUUUGGUAAUGAACUUGGUUUCCAAUAGGACCGCAAAUCCUAUUCGGAGUUACGUGCGCGAGCGCGAGAGUUUGGCGAUGCCAAACAUUUGGUAAUGAACUUGGUUUCCAAUAGGACCGAAAAUCCUAUUCGGAGUUACGUGCGCGAGGGCUGUGAGCCAUUUUCCAAUAGGACCGAAAAUCCUAUUCGGAGUUACGUGCGCGAGCGCUGUGAGCCAUCCUAGAGAGAGGCUGACCGGCGAGGGUGCUUGUGAAGGCGGCCACCUUCACGGCCCACUGGAUUCUCAGACAUGGAGGAAUACAUCAAGAACUUAGAUUGAAAUCGGACUUUUAAGAUCACAAAAGAAUUUAGUAUGCUCGGGCCUUUUAAGAAAACCCCCGUGUGAUACUGUUGAUGGAUGACAACUUAUAUUGUAUGUUUUGUUUUUGGCAAGUGCCCACUGAGUACUCCUGUACUCAGCCCUGCAUGUAUUUAUAAAUGUGCAGAUUAAGCAAUAGGGUGGAAGCGUGCUGAUCAGAGUCGAUGCUACUUAAGUAAAUAAGUGUGGAUCUCUCGACGCUUCGUGUCUUCAUAUGCGAAGUCGUUUUCUGGACUUUUUCCGCUGCAGUUUGUUAAGAGAGUAUAGUGAACUCUCAUCAUCGAAACUCUGAUUCAUUUUGAUGAAAUGCCAUUGUUAUUCAAAUCCUUGUAAUCGAAUACUUGGAUCUUAUCUAUCAUAUAUUGUUUGACUUUUCAAUGUGCAAGUUCUAUCUUCAUUUCUUCCAUAUUUCUUUAAAUCCCUUUAUUAGUUGCGAUUUAUCCGCUUUUGCUAUCCUUGGCAAAGUGCGGUCGUGACACUCAUAGUGACAGCAAAGAAGGAAAUCAGUUGUGAAAGGACAAUCGAUAGGAAAAAGUGGAUGGGAGAAAGCAAUAAUCAGAGAACUGAAUCAUUGGCAGCCUAGGAGAGACGAAAAGUUUAUUGUUUGGAGAACCUGCAAAGGCCUAACACCUACCACCCAUUCAGAUGCAGAAUAUGGUCAACAAAUUCGAGGUUAAAAUUUUUAAAGAAUAAGGUAAUCUCAAAAAAUUUCUUCACCAAAAAUGAAUAAGUGGCAACAUUGGAAAGAUGAGAGGCUUCUCUUUUCCAGUGCAGUAACAUGCCUGAAAAUGUCAAUCCUGAAUUAUUAUCCAGACUAAUAGUUACAUCCAUUUUUUGCAGGUGAUACAUGUUUUAAAGAUAGUAAUAUUAUAUGUCAGAUUAAUUAAAUUACAUUAGUUACCUAUAAAUCUGAACGAAUACUGCAUAAUUUAGUCUUAACUUAUCUUUUAAUUAAAAUUCAAUAAGUUAUCAUUGUAA
This is a messenger RNA of Salvia splendens (bonfire salvia), 13203 nucleotides long. RefSeq lists its product as uncharacterized. The record is from RefSeq and is a predicted model, not a curated record. Gene Ontology annotation, molecular function: zinc ion binding; nucleic acid binding. NCBI's taxonomy places the organism in Eukaryota, Viridiplantae, Streptophyta, Magnoliopsida, Lamiales, Lamiaceae. The transcript is spliced from 6 exons. Bases 5493 to 6698 code for a protein of 401 amino acids.